Linum trigynum is the source of this 5148-nucleotide messenger RNA. NCBI's taxonomy places the organism in Eukaryota, Viridiplantae, Streptophyta, Magnoliopsida, Malpighiales, Linaceae. The record is from the annotation of a GenBank genome assembly.
AUGUCCUGUCAUUUGCCUGGUGAGAAUACAGUGUAUUCAAAUGUUGAUUCUAACGUGGAGGAAGCGGUUGAGUCUAGCAGUUCCCAAACCUCAAUGUUGUUAGCAUGGAUGGAUCUCAAUCUUCAGUCAAUGGAUGCACGGAAAUAUACCUUUGCGGAGAUGCCACAAUAUUAUGUAUGGAAUAAAAAAUACAAGAAGUGGCAGCAGCGCAAAAAAGGUACCUGCAUUGCUAGAUUAUAUUACUGCUACCCAUCCGCAAAGGAGCAAUACUAUUUGCGAAUGCUAUUACAUGUUGUUAGGGGUUGUUGUUCUUAUGAUGAUAUUAGAACAGUGAAUGGGGUGGUAUAUGAAACAUUCCAAAAAGCAUGUUAUGCUCGGGGACUGUUAUCAGGAUAUUCUGAAUGGAAUGAUUGUGUCCAAGAAGCUUCGCACUGGGCUUCUGGUUAUAAACUUAGAAAACUUUUUGUCACAAUUCUUAUUCAUUGUCAGGUGGCUGAUGUGACUUCUUUUUGGUUAAAGAAUUGGGAAUUACUAAGUGAAGGCAUUUUGCAUUCACGACGUAGAGAGCUGAAUUUACCCCAGUUGAAUUUGUCGGAGGAUGAAAUUAAGGAGUUGUGCCUUAUUCAUAUUGACAAAUUGAUGGAGAGAUUUUCGAAGUCAUUAGCAGAUUUCCCUGGGUUGCCUGUUCCCGAUCAGUGUUUGCGUUCACAUACGGUAAACAGGCUGAUAGAUAUGGAGAUGAAUUAUGGACCCGAUGACUUAGACUGUCCUGAGGAUCGACAUAGUAGACCGUUGAAUGGAGAACAACAAAUCGCUUACGAUAUGGUAUUACAUUCUGUUUAUACCAAUGAGGGUAAAUGCUUUUUUGUGGAUGGAUUUGGGGGUACUGGUAAGACAUUUCUGUGGCGAGCAAUUUGUGAGCAAUUAAGAUUUGAGAAGAGGAUAGUAUUAUGUGUUGCUUCAUCUGGUAUUGCUGCACUACUCAUGGUCGGUGGAAGAACUGCACACUCAAGAUUUCACAUUCCCCUGGAUUGUGAUACAAAAUCAACUUGCAAUAUUGAGCAAGGUUCUAAGGUAGCUGAAUUGAUUCUCAAUGCUUCACUUAUUAUCUGGGAUGAGGCACCGAUGGCUCAUAAACACAACAUAGAGGCCCUAGAUAGGACAUUGAGGGAUAUUUUCCGAGUUAAGCAUGUUGAUUCUGAGUUGAAGCCUUUUGGAGGUAUGACUAUUGUGUUUGGAGGUGAUUUCCGACAGACGUUACCUAUCAUCACGAAGGGUACACGGACUGAAAUUGUUAAUUCUUCCAUAAAGAGAUCUUAUUUGUGGCGGUCUAUGACAGUAUUGAAGCUAACCGAGAACAUGCGAUUAAAAUUGCCUCAUUCUGAAGCAUCGGCCAGGUUAGCAAUCUCAAAUUUUAGCAAAUGGCUUUUGGAAAUUGGUGAUGGUACAAAUAGUAAUAUUUUUGGAGAAUCAAUUAUCCCGAUACCUCUACACAUUUGUGUUCCCCGUCGCAGUGAUCCAAUUCCUGAUAUUGUUGCUGAAAUAUAUGGUCAGUUACUCUCCACUGAAAAUAUGUCAACCUAUUUGGUUGAGCGAGCUAUCUUAGCCCCUCAUAAUGACACUGUUGCGGCCAUUAACAAUUAUGUAUUGGGUCUAUUUCCUGGUGAAGAAGUUUCUUAUUUUAGUUCGGAUUCGCUAGAGAUUGAUGCCAAGAAUCAGCAUGUUGAAGAAGGGGACUACACAGUUGAAUUCUUGAACUCUUUAAAGAUUGGGAAUUUUCCGGAACAUGAGUUGAAAUUGAAGUUGGGGUGCCCUGUUAUUCUGCUUCGAAAUCUGGAUCAGAGUACUGGACUUUGCAAUGGAACUCGGAUGAUCGUUAAGAGAUUAGGUAAGUGGUUUAUUGAGGUCCAAAUUUUGACCGGGACACAUGUUGGUGAUACAGUUUUCUUACCACGCCUAAGUCUAUCGGUCCACUACAAGAGCUUAAAUUUCACUCUGGUUCGAAGGCAAUAUCCAAUUGCACUGUCAUAUGCAAUGACAAUUAACAAGAGUCAAGGUCAAACAUUUAAUCACGUUGGCAUCUGCUUGCAAAGACAAGUAUUUUCUCAUGGACAGUUGUAUGUUGCUAUGUCUCGAGUUACGUCGGAAAGGGGACUCAAGAUUCUUAGCUGUGACUCUCAAGGUAAACUGGUGAAGACUAUGCAGAACAUUGUGUUCACUGAGAUUUUUGAGUAGUGGUUUAUUGAUGUAUUAUGUUUUAUUCGAUUUGAGGACUAAGACUGUCAAAUUUAUCGGGUCGUUACAAUUUGAAUCUUGAGUUCUCAAUUUGUCCAAAUUAUUUUCCUAUUUUUAACAGCCAAUUAUAUGAAAUGUGAUUUAUGCACACUACUUUAUAUUUAAUUGUACCUCAAUUUACUCUACCGAAGGGUAUGCGCGUGUGACCGUUAUAUUGCAAUACGAAGAAGAACUUCCAUAGUCGCAACUGAACUAAACUAAAUUAACACCACAACCCAGCCCACAAAACAACCCAAGCAUGGUUCAGUUAAAUAAAAUAUAGUUAGAGAGGGAAUGCCCAGCCGGAUUUGUUGAAACUAAAUGGCCAACCUAUUCCCAUAAAAAAAAGGCCAACCUACACUACCUUGGGCGGAUCCUUCUCCACUCCCCCACUCCCCCACCUCCUCUACUGCUCAGUAUCCGAUUUUUUGGAUCUUCUAUGAGGUGAAGGCUGCCGCAUUCCAAGCCAUUAUUUCUUUAUUAAAUACAUUCAUUAUGAUUUUCAUUUCAUGUUAAUUAGUGGUGGUGUGGGCCGGGCCGGCCGGGUUUGCGCAUCAAAUAAUAAUUAGCAACUUUGAGAGGCAAUUUUGGACAAGAAUUGUUGACACAGUCGCAAUUAGCAAUGUUGUUAAAACGGAACCGGACAUCGAUCCAAAUUAGUAAAGGGUUCAAGGUUUAUCAAAUAACCGGUGGUUAAUCGAUAUUAAAAACCGAUCAUAAACCGGUGUUGACUUACUUGGUAGACUUAACAAUUUUUUUUUUUUUACAAUUAUUGUUUCACUUAUUAGAGAUAAAAGAAUAAAGUGAGAAUUAUUAAAACUGAAAAAGCAUAAUUUGGGCGGCUGCUAGGUCUUUUUUGGGAAAAGUGAACUGAUUUUUCUUCUCUUUAUAUUUUAUUCUGUACUUACCUUCUUUUGUUUUUGAAUUUUUAAUUGCAACAAAAUAAAAGGAAGGCGCAUGUUUGAUUUUAAGAAGGUGGGUCGUUCCCCUCAAAAAAAAAAAAGGUGGGUCGUGAGUUCCGUGACACACCCGCCUCUUGAACUCUAAAUGGCCAACCUUCUCCACUCCCCCACGAGGCCACAAAUCCUUCUCCACUCCCCCACUAUCCCACUUUCCACACACACACGUACUCCACUGCAUGCGGCUAAGUAAAUCACGUGUGUAGAAUCACUUUCUCUCCUUUAUAUAAUGGAGAUACCACUUUCUCUCAUGUUACAUUUCCGUUUACUACUUCCCAUACAAAACACUUCGGUUCCAUUGACCGUGCGAAUUGCAUUCAAUAUGGCGGGCCUGCCUCAAUUCAAUCAGUAAGUACUGCUCAUGCAUCCAACAAAUACUACAUCAUGUAAUUUCGAUUCUUUUUCACUACUUAAUGCCAAAACUUACAGUCCAAUAUAUAGGCUUCCCCAUGGUUUUAUUGCUAAUCUGCAAUAUGAUGAUGCUCUUGAAAUUUGUGAGCGUGCCGACACCAUCGAUCUCAUUAUGUUGCAAGUGGAUGUCAAAAAUCAGGUAACUAAACAAAUAAAUUUCUUUUUAAUCGUACGCCUUUUGUGGCAUGCUGCAUUUUAUCGAUUUGCUUUGACAAUAUUCGUUUCUGUGUUUACAUCAGGGCACCUCUUUUUUGUUAUCCGGACGUGUAACUAAUUUGACGACGUCCCGGUCCCCUGCAUCCAGAAUCCAUUUCGUCCACCUCACAAUUGAGGACGAAUUCAUUGGUGUUGACAUCGUCUUCCCGUCAUCACAGUUACGAACGAUUGUUGAAUCUGUAUUCAGUCAUGCAGAUGUUGUCAAUGCUGACUAUAUGGCCCUUCUGAACAUGCUUGGAGAAUAGACAUUUGAAGUCAUGGUCACAGUCGGUCCCUGGAACGAUGCAUUUGGUUAUUGUGAACUUGUGUUGGUGAAAUUAUUUUUGCCUUUGUUGAAUUGAGUACCAUGUCAUGAACAAUGAGACAAUGUAUUGAGUUUUCUUAUUUUGGACUUGCAUGUUAUUUGUCGUAAUACUCAACUAGAUUAGAUUUGUGAUUAGUAAAAUUUCAUGUAAGUAUUUUUAUUCUGAUUAGCUAAUCUUCAAAUGUAUUUCUAACUUAUUAUGAAUGUUCAUUCAUAUUACAUGUUCGUCUUCAACGAAUUGCAAAAUUGCAACAAUCUUAUGAUAAUAUAAAACAAGACUCAUUUCUCGACACUAUCAUUAUAGAUAUUGUAACUCCAUUUCCUUAAACAAAUGCGGCCAACGGGCCGGGCUAUAGGCUAGUUAUAUAAAUUGUGAAUUGAUAAAUUAACCAAAAAAUGGUUUUGGUUAAUGGUUUUUUUUAGUUUGGAUGGGUUGGGUUGGGUUGUGUUUAUAUGAGGUGUCAUGUUUUUCUGACGUGGCGGGUCAAUUUCUUGUUUUUCUUGGGUUAAAAUUGGGUGAUUAGAUAUCUCUGUUAGCCACGUCAGCAGUUAACUGACGGCACUAACGGAGUCUGACGGAGGUUAACGGAGAGUGACCGAACUUAGACUGUUCAACUAAUUUAAGUGAGUACGAAUGGAAUAAACGAAUUCGAGUGACCAAAAGUGAAAUUUUGUAGCAAUUCGAGUGACCAAACUUGCAAUUUAGCCAAUUCUCAAAAUAUAUAAGUUUGGUGUGGUACGUUGGAUUGUCCAGUGAUCUAGGUGUUGAUUCGUUAUAACCAUAGUAAACCACACUCGAAUGCUACUGUCACAAAAAAAUGUCGUUUGCUCUUCCAAACGGGUCAUUUGUUAUUUCAAUAAACUUUGAACGACCGUGACUUUGUGCUCCACAAUUUGAUCAUUGGAAAAAAAAAACAUAAACAUUCAAGGAUUACAACUUUUACGAGGGCGAGCAAUUCCAAAAGAUAAAAUGUAUUUGAAUGU